AUGAAGUUCUCUCAUCUCUUGCCUUUUAUUGGGCUAGCCCGAGCAGUCCCAGCUCCAAACCCUUCUCACCCUUCUAUUUUUGACAAUCCAACUAUUCCCAUUGGCGAUCCAGCUUUCUUGAAGGACCUGCCCGCCUUGUCGCACGUCCGGCGAGCUGCUGCUGCAGCGCAGCAGACCUUUCUUAAUGUUUCAUACUGUGAUGUGACCGUCAACGGUGAACCCGGCUUUUACCAGUCAUGGAAAGCACGAAACACCCAAGGUCGCUUGUACAUCACUGAAGGAAUUCCUUCUCCUGGCACAAAGAACGGCGCCAAUAUCUUCGACGUGUAUUUGCAAAGCGGCAGUCUCCUUUCAGGAGGAGGCAUCACAUUCACCACCAACAAAUAUCUACUCUCGCUGCCAUACAAGCUUGGUCCUUCUAAUGUCGACUACGCCACAGUCAGGAUGUCGAGCGAUGGCUAUAUCGCCUCUUUGGUUGACUACUCCAAUAUCGACAACCCUGGGGCUAACUCACCGCUCAUAUUCACCUCUGAGCCGAACAUUGGUAAUGGGGGAGUAAAUUAUGGCCCUCCCACUAGAUAUGUGGCCUACGAAUCAUCUAGGCUUCUUGUCAAGGUUGGCGACAAGGGAGUUGUUGACGGGUUUGUUCAGCUGACCAGCGUUGCUGGUGGGUCCCCUCGGUACGCUGCUCGUAUUACUGGAUAUUGUAUGAACGGUCGUACCCCUGUCGCAGUCUGA
Fusarium odoratissimum NRRL 54006 is the source of this 738-nucleotide messenger RNA. RefSeq lists its product as uncharacterized. The record is from RefSeq and is a predicted model, not a curated record. The transcript has a single exon. NCBI's taxonomy places the organism in Eukaryota, Fungi, Ascomycota, Sordariomycetes, Hypocreales, Nectriaceae. Bases 1 to 738 code for a protein of 245 amino acids.